AUACCGACACCGAGUGUUAAACAAAGAUCGACUCAAAAAUUAGUACUAAAGACGUAUUUCCCGGCGGUACUUAAAGUUUGCACGUACAAAAUGGAAAUUAAUUUCAAAGGAAAACGCGCGUUGGUCACGGGAGCCAGUCAAGGCAUUGGCCGAGAAAUCGUCAAAAAGUUAGUGCUAUGCGGAGCCAAAGUUGUAGCAGCAGCUAGGAACAAAGAUCUACUCCUGUCUUUGCAAAAAGAGUUGCCCAGCAUCGAAAUCGUGCAAGUCGACUUGUCCGAUUGGCAGAAAACCGAGGAAACCCUUAAAAAUAUCGGUAACAUAGAUUUGUUAGUAAACAACGCGGGGCUGGCCAUUUUGGGGCCCCUAACCGAAGUAGCUGAAGACGACGUAGACAAAAUUUUUGCCAUCAACGUCAAAGCAGUAAUAAAUGUAACAAAACAUGUGAUUAAGAACAUGAUCGCAAGAAAAGUUCCUGGAUCCAUAGUCAAUGUGUCAUCGCAAGCUUCCGUAAUCGGCUUAAAUGAUCACACUGUAUAUUGCGCCUCAAAGGGUGCAGUCGACGCCUUCACCAGGGCGACAGCUUUAGAAUAUGGGCCCUACAACAUAAGAGUCAAUAAUGUGAAUCCUACGGUUAUUCUUACGGAUAUGGGAAAACUGGGGUGGUCCGAUCCAAAGGUGGCAGGUCCGAUGUUGCAGAAAAUUCCGCUGAGAAGAUUUGGCGAAGUCGACGAGGUGGUCAAUUCUGUAAUAUUUUUACUCAGCGACCUAUCUACGAUGACGACAGGAAGCAAUCUUCUGGUGGAUGGAGGCUACGUGGCGGUAUAAUUUGCAAGAUGUCGACCAAUAUAAUAAAUCGAGUGAUAGGAGCGGAUAUUUUAUUGAUUUGAUUGAUUUAAUUCGUUUCAAAACAAUACAAAAUACAUAAUAAAUAAUAAAUACAAAACGCUGUUUUCAAACACUACAAACAUUUUCAAACCGUUUUUGUAAAUUAUAACACGGUAGUGAAAAAUAAAAAGAAGCGUGAAUAGAAUUUCAAUAUCUGUAUUCUGACCUGCAUACUAAAUUUAUUUUCACGUCCAAGAAU
Messenger RNA from Cylas formicarius (sweet potato weevil), 1084 nucleotides. Its product is annotated as L-xylulose reductase-like. Gene Ontology annotation, molecular function: carbonyl reductase (NADPH) activity; L-xylulose reductase (NADPH) activity. Gene Ontology annotation, biological process: xylulose metabolic process; glucose metabolic process. The record is from RefSeq and is a predicted model, not a curated record. The transcript has 5 exons. Lineage: Eukaryota; Metazoa; Arthropoda; Insecta; Coleoptera; Brentidae. The coding region runs from base 91 to 825 and encodes 244 amino acids.